ACCCUGGAGCCUUAUGGUCUCAAUCCUCCUGACAUCAUUUUCCAGCAAGAUAAUGACCACAAGCACACCUGCAGAAAGGUCAAGGACUGGCUAAAGGAGCAAGCAUUCAACACUAUGGUUUGGCCUGCACAGUCUUCUGACCUAAACCCUAUUAAACAUCUCUGGGGUUAUCUCAAA
This is a messenger RNA of Serpula lacrymans var. lacrymans S7.9, 177 nucleotides long. RefSeq lists its product as uncharacterized. The annotation marks the transcript as partial. Lineage: Eukaryota; Fungi; Basidiomycota; Agaricomycetes; Boletales; Serpulaceae. The record is from RefSeq and is a predicted model, not a curated record. Gene Ontology annotation, molecular function: nucleic acid binding. The transcript has a single exon.